CACAGCGUUGGUGGUUGGAGACACUGCAUGCACUUGGCGGGUGAUGAACAAAAUGAAUAGGAAUGCAUUGAAUUUGAAGCAGUUUAAACGUGUUCGUGAGAAUGUGAGAGAUUGUGURAACACCUCGCCUAAUCCUCUUAAAAGACUGCAGGUAUUAUGCUGAGCUGUGGAGAGGAGGUGUGAGCUGUCAUCCUGCGGUGCGCCCUUGUAGCUGCUCACCAAAAACUAGAGUCAGCAUCUCUCAAACCAAUCCCUUUACGUUAGCGCACACAGCUGGAGAGAGACCUCGCGUCCAGAUCACCUCUAUCACAACAACUCAGCGAUUAAAGGUUGGUGCUGGGACAUCAUGCCAGGACUAUGACAUUAAAACAGACUAUGCUGAAGAUGUGUGCUGACCGCUUGCUGAACUCCAUUAUUUGGCCAACUAAUGCUACUGGACCUGUUCCCAUAAGCCUCACCAUGCAUCUGACACGGGCCUAAUCACCCGCAGUGGGAUUCAAGACCCCUCUGGCAGCGGGGAACAAUGCAUUUACCACAAAGACGGAGACUCAACCGGAGUCGCAUCCUCUUCUUCCUCUGUGGUGUAUUACUGUGCUGCGUCUACACCGUGACGUUCAAGGCCCGGCUGCAGGAGCCAUGGGUGGCCCGCCAGGCCGCAGCAGAGGAGGAUCCUGGGACAGCACUCCCAGAGGAAGGGGGCGGUAGUGAUAGCAGUAGUGUUCUGGAGGUAGACACACGAGAGGUGGUGACCUCUAACCCCUCUAGCCUAACAGAGAGCUAUGAUGAUGAUGUCAUCACCAGGGCUCCUACUGUGCUGGAGGGGGAUGACGUCAUGGUGAUAACUGUCAACAGGACGGACAUUAAGCACUGUAUCUACGUAGAGGACCCUGAACCCGAGCCUCCGACUGAACCUCCUCCCACCUCCCCUCCUCCUAACACCACCACCUCCCCGGGUAUCCCUGGAGACGUCCCCCACAGGAAGGGAGAGUACCCAGAGGACCUGUUCACGGUGGACCAGAGGAGGCAGGGCUGGGUGACCCUCCACAUCCUGGGCAUGGUCUACAUGUUCGUCUCCCUCGCCAUCGUCUGUGACGAGUUCUUCGUCCCGGCGCUCGGCGUCAUCACCGUGAAGCUCGACAUCUCCGACGACGUCGCCGGGGCGACCUUCAUGGCUGCAGGAGGCUCCGCCCCCGAACUGUUCACCUCUCUGAUUGGCGUGUUCAUCUCCCAUAGCAACGUGGGCAUCGGGACAAUCGUGGGGUCGGCGGUGUUUAACAUCCUGUUUGUCAUCGGGAUGUGUGCCAUCUUCUCCAGGGAGAUGCUCCACCUCACCUGGUGGCCCCUGUUCAGAGACGUCUCCUUCUACAUCAUAGAUCUGAUCAUGCUGAUCGUGUUCUUCUUGGACAACACCAUCAUGUGGUGGGAGAGCGUAAUGCUGGUGUCGGGUUACGUGGCCUACGUCUGCUUCAUGAAGUUCAACGUGCAGAUCGAACACUUCGUCAAGACGCAGAUCAACAAACACAAGAGCAUCGUGAAGAUCAUCAUGCCAGAGGAGGAGGAGGAGAAGGAACCCAAGAAGCAGAACAGUGGACCUCCACCCCAAAACAAUGUUUCACCAGAACCCAAACCACAACCUCAAGACUCACCCCAGAAGAAAGACAGAGAAAAACUGAAGGUGAAGCCCACUCUCCAGAGAGGAGGGAGUAAUGCGUCUCUCCACAACAGCACCAACAGAAACACCAUCUUCCAGCUGAUGAUCCACACACUGGACCCGCUGGGAGAAGGUACUGGACUUUAUAUCAAUCUUUAUUAUUACAGGGACCGCUAUGGUCCUAAUCUAUGGUUCUAA
Salvelinus sp. IW2-2015 is the source of this 1849-nucleotide messenger RNA. RefSeq names its product sodium/potassium/calcium exchanger 1. The transcript is spliced from 5 exons. Gene Ontology annotation, molecular function: calcium, potassium:sodium antiporter activity; calcium channel activity. Lineage: Eukaryota; Metazoa; Chordata; Actinopteri; Salmoniformes; Salmonidae. Gene Ontology annotation, cellular component: plasma membrane. The record is from RefSeq and is a predicted model, not a curated record. Gene Ontology annotation, biological process: intracellular calcium ion homeostasis; calcium ion transmembrane transport. The coding region runs from base 524 to 1849 and encodes 441 amino acids.